UGGGAGAUCGAGUUCAUUGGUACAUUUCAACUAUACAUUGCAAAAGAGACGCGAUUAAACCUAAAUCUAUGUGAAUCCUAUACCCUAAACCAAAAUACCUCACCGGGCCAUGUGGGCACGACGGCGCCUUCCAGGUCACCACGUUCUUGGCCGGCGCCAUGCAUGGUCCGCAAGCACCGGAGCGCGGCCGCCGUACUUGGCGUACAUGUCGAAUGCCAGCACGAGAUCCCCGGCGCCGGCGCAGGCUGCGGACGCCGCCGCAGCGGCCACGACGGAGAGCGACAGAGCCGCGCGUUUUCCAUUAGGGUGCCGAGUCCGACUCCGUCUCCAACAAUCAACACUGUCCUAGCUGGAUCCGACUCGGGUCGACUGUUGCGACACGAACCAAUCCGCUAUAAGAGGAGUGUCGACACACCCACCCAAAGCAAGAACCGAACCGAGUAGCCGAUCGAACGGAUAGAGCGAUGGAAGAGCAUGGCGACCAGACGCAGCUGCUGCCUGACGACGUGCUCGCGGCCGUCCUCGCCCGCCUCGCUCCGCGCGACCUCGCCACGUCCCGGUGCGUCUGCAAGCCCUGGCGGGACACCAUCGACGCUCGCCGCAUCCUUCGCGCCGAACUCCUCCCGCACUCGCUGGCCGGCUUCUUCAUCAACUUCAACGAUCUCAGGUACUCAGAGUUCUUCUCCCGCCCACCACCCUCUCCGUCCGAGGGGCCCGGGAUCCAAGAGAAAGAGCUCAUCUACCUCACCAUGCAAGCUCACUGCAACGGCCUUCUCCUGGUCCGCGACACGGUGGCAAACCCGGCCACGGGGUGGAGGGCACCUUUGCCGCCGUCGCCGCCCAAAACACCGGGGAUGGAGUGCUUCAUCGAUGAUGCCUACCUUGCAUAUGAUCCUACGCUGUCGCCUCACUAUCAAGUCCUUCUCCUACCUCGUGUUCCCUACAUCGAGCUUGACAUAGAACCGGACGAGUACCCGUUGAACAUGGUUGACCCGGCAAUGUUUGAAUUGGAAUGGCCGCCAUCAUCGUGUGUGCUGCCUGUCUUCUCAUCGUUCACCAAGCGAUGGGAGAAAAAGGCUUUCUCUCGGGUAGGGGAGGCUGCAGGAACCGUUCUUGAAUUGGGGAUAGCAGAUUUAUGGGAUAAUUCUUCCACCGCCGUCUACUGGCAUGGCACACUCUAUGUGCAAUGCCAAAAAGGUUUUGUUAUCAGGUUAUCAUUAUCAAGCAACACAUACCAAGUAAUUAAACCACCUGAAGAUCUUGAACCCGAGAGCUGCGAAACUAUUCAUCACCUCGGAAAAUCAAGAAAGGGUGUGUAUUACGCAUCAAUUAAAGAUUCAUACCAACUUCAGGUAUGGGUUCUCAACGAAUCAUGCGCUUAUACUAAGUGGGAGUUGGAGCAUGAUAGACACUUCAAUCUACUGCUAAACGACGGCCAACAAGUUUAUGGGCCCUGGAUCUUGCAAGAUGUUAACUACAACGAAGAAGAGUAUAUCAAUGUUAACGGUGACGAUGGCACCUCGGUAGUAGAAGGGAAUUUCAGAUGGGACUCUGAUGAUGAUGAGGAGGAGGGGGACGCAAAAGAUUUGGUGGACAAAUUCAACGGUGGAAUUUCAAUCCUUGGAUUUCAUCCUUUCAAAGAAAUUGUCUUCCUUAGUGCAGAUUUGAGUAGAGGACUGGCAUAUCAUUUAAAUACCUCCAAGAUUCAACACCUUGGUAACUUAUGCCCAAAGCAUUACCACGGUAUUACUCGACAUGGGUUUAUCAGAGCAUCUUUUCCUUAUACGCCUUGUUGGAUGGAAUAGUUCUGUGUAAUAGCCCAUAGAGAUUGACAUCUUUUUUUAACGGGAUAUAUAUUUGUUGGUACACAUUAUUUUUAGAACAUAUCAAAGUAUAUAUUC
Messenger RNA from Lolium perenne, 1901 nucleotides. RefSeq lists its product as uncharacterized. The record is from RefSeq and is a predicted model, not a curated record. NCBI's taxonomy places the organism in Eukaryota, Viridiplantae, Streptophyta, Magnoliopsida, Poales, Poaceae. Gene Ontology annotation, molecular function: protein binding.